This is a messenger RNA of Macrosteles quadrilineatus (aster leafhopper), 3740 nucleotides long. RefSeq names its product transmembrane emp24 domain-containing protein 7-like. Lineage: Eukaryota; Metazoa; Arthropoda; Insecta; Hemiptera; Cicadellidae. Gene Ontology annotation, cellular component: endoplasmic reticulum; endoplasmic reticulum-Golgi intermediate compartment; Golgi apparatus. Bases 130 to 792 code for a protein of 220 amino acids. Gene Ontology annotation, biological process: Golgi organization; intracellular protein transport; endoplasmic reticulum to Golgi vesicle-mediated transport. The record is from RefSeq and is a predicted model, not a curated record. The transcript is spliced from 3 exons.
UACACCAAACACUUGUCGUUGUCAUAUCAUAUCAUUCAUUGACAGAAUCUUAUGUACGCGGCUAUUUAUAUUGUAAUCCAAUGGAGUUCAGUUUUUGACUUGUGAUCGGUUUUAAUUGUUGUCUGAGUGAUGUGCACAUCUUGUAAAAGUGAUAUGAUGGGUUUGUGGACGAAAUGGAUUGUACUUACAGUAAUAUUAGCUUAUUUUCAAAUAGCCGCUGGAGUCGAGCUAACCUUCGAAUUGCUUGAUAAUGCCAAAGACUGUUUCUACGAAGAUAUUAAAUUAAAUACAUCUGUGUCACUUGAAUUCCAGGUGGUAACAGGAGGGUCAUACGAUGUAGAUGUUACCCUGGAAGAUCCGACGAGAGAGAUAAUCUAUCGACAAGUCAAGUCUCAGUUUGACACCCACAUGUUCACCACAGUCAAGGAAGGCACGUACGCCGUGUGUUUCAGCAAUGAGUUCUCCACUUUCAGUCACAAGCUGGUCUACAUGGAUCUCCAGGUCGGGGACGAACCACCGUUGCCAGGGGUGGGGGAACACGCCACCGUUAUGACACAGAUGGAAAUGUCUGCUCAAGAAAUCCACCAGUCUCUGAAGAGCAUCAUUGACUAUCAGACGCACCACCGGCUACGAGAGGCUCAAGGGAGAAAACGAGCGGAAGAUCUCAACGAUAGAGUAUUUUGGUGGUCGCUCAUGGAAACUGUCUUGAUCCUUUUUGUAUCCAUAGGCCAAGUAUUUAUAGUAAAAAAUUUUUUCACAGAAAGAAAACCGACAACAUACAACCGGUUAUAGGAUUAAAGUGUUAAACGUUUUGUUGAUUGUUUAUACUUAAGUCUUCUUUCUCGGUUAAGACUGAGUGAAAGGUUUUAGGUUAAGAACACCAUCUCAUAUUUAUACAGUACACUUAGCAGUUCAUUAGUAGUAGUUUCAUUGGAUUGUUCAUGGAUAUAAAUUUCAAGUAGUUUUCCCACUUGUCUGUUAGGUUGUGAUGUGAAUUUUCAUGUUCUUCGAGUUCCAGUAUUGCUAAGUCAAUUCAAUUUUUCAAACCGUUUUUUGAUGUGCAUUGAAGUGUUUUGUAAUUGUGAAUAAAAAACUGAAAAUUAACAAAAUUCAUACUAGGUAUCCAGGGAAAUUUUAGAAUACUCACGCCAAAGUAAAAACCUUAAUAUAUUUGUCGUGAUCAAUUUGAUUCAAUUGAAAGGGUCAAGUUCAAAAGGAAAAUCAUUAUUCACUUUGUUUAUAUUUGUACGGUUUAGUUCAUGUACCUAAUUAUUAUAUUACAUUUUUCUAAUUGUUUUGUUUUCACCCAAAGUUUAUCUUAAGUUUUGACACAAAGUUAGAUUUUUUGUUUGGUAAGCUACACAUACGCAAAAUAUUUUGUUUACAUAUUACAACUAAAUUAUAUGAGAUUUUCUGGUUUUUAUGGGUAUGAUUUUCAUGUGAAUUAAUUCUGUAUCUAUCUUAUAUCUUAAUAUUGUGUGUUAGACUCUAGAAAUACUUCAAUAAAGCUUGGAAACCUAAUUUUACAAUUGUUGUUAGGUAAUGUUUAGAUCAAUUGGCUUGCUGUUAAAAUAUCUUGGGAAGCAAAACAGUUUCUAUUUCAAGUGCCAAGAUUUGUUCAUGUGCUAAGAAUAGGAGCCCUCCUAUUUUUGGUAAAGAGUCAAGGAAUAAUUUUGACAGGUUGAUUUGAAUUAUUUGAAAUUUGUCCUAUUAUUUAUAGCAACUCAAAUUUUAUUGAACUGUCUCCAUUAUUAAAAUAUCCAGUGUACAGGCUAUAUUUAUUAAAUAUCCAUCAUUUAGUUUGAUAAAAACUAUUUCAACAUCUUGAGAAAAUAAUAAUAAUGUGAACAUUCUUAGAACAGUAAAGACACAAUUUUAUUAUUUCAUGAUUGAAAAAUAUUUUUAUUUCCAUGUUCUUGUACUUUUUGAACACAUUUCAUCAUCUAAAAUUAACUAUCCUAUACUAUGAUUUCAAUCAUAAUAAUUUAUUACAUCUUUUAAGGGAAAUAGUGACAGUUUAGUUUAACAAUUAUUUACAAUCAGUGAAACCACAAAAAAAUGGUAGCUGACCCUUGAAAUUAAUAUCAACUCAUAUUUUGUGGACUGCAAUUUUAAGAACCUAGUGAGGACACCUUUUAGGGGAAUCCUUUAAUUUUGAAUACAGUUUAAUGAUGUGUGUUUAUUGCUAAACAAGUUUAUAUUAUUCAAAGGUUUGCUAAAAUCUGAUUCCUUUAAGACCAUGGAUGGUAUUUGUUACUAUAAUUGUUCAUACCAUAUCUUAACAGGGUGAGGCACAAAGGAAUCAUUCCCGUUUACAAAUUGUGUCCUAAUCUAUUUCAAGGGCAAACAAACUUGCACAUGUUGAAUACACUGUGCUAUUUAUUCUUCCAACAUUUUUGACACAUAGGUGUACAUAAUGCAAACAUAGUGUGCAAGUGGCCAUUUUGAAUGUUGUUGCUUUAGUAUUAAUUUCUUUAUAUAUGGGAUAAGUUGUGUAUAUUUUGUGAAUAUGAUUAGUUUAAUUCAAGUGGUUUCUACCAGUGAUUUUUGGCUGAUGUGUUUUUGUUUAUUUUUAUUUUUUGGGGUGCUAUCAUUGAAUAUUUGUUAGCAAGACAUAUAAAAUAUUUUUAGCAUUGUCCAUGGGGUCUGACAUAAAGGGGUUUUUACGUUAUGGACGUUAGUUUAACCUUGGACUGUGUUGAGUUCAAUCAUUGGUUCUUAUAACACAUAGUUUAUAAGCAAAUGUUUGUGUUUUGUACAAUUUUAUAUACACUUAGGCCUUUUUUCACACUGGAUGAAAUGCAACGUUUUUGUCAUUGCAGAGUUCCGAUUUGUUCUCUAAUGCUGCACCAGUGUUACAAAAAUCAUUUUGGGUCUGUAAACUAAGGCAGAUUCGUGGUAUAGUAUCUGUGUGAAUUUGUAUUAAUUUGCUAAGCAUUGUUUCACAAGCCACAUUCAUUGAUUUAUAAACCGCUAAAUGAUCAUCAAAGCCAAAGAUCACUUGUCUUUAUGAUUAAUAUGUAAAAUAGGCCUAUGUAGAGUAAUUUAUACAUUGCCAUUUUCACCAAAAAUCUACUUACUGUUCAAUGACAUUUAAAAUUGUCAGAAAUGCCAUAAAAUAUAGUAAUUUUACUCUAAAACAUUCCUUAACCUCAUCAUACCUAACUCAAAAACAUCUGGUAAAUUGGUUUAAUUCUGUUAUUACUUCAUCAAACAACCUUAGACAUUUUAUAAAUUUACUUUUACUAACAAUGACAGCUGUUCUUUGUUUACAUAGUUGUUUUUAAUAUCAGAUAAAAUACUCUUCGUUACAUAGAUUUACCAUCUUUAUAGAACAGCUGAAGACAAUUUUGAGGUUUGUUCAUUCCUAAUUCUAAAGUCAGAUACUUUGUUCAGUUGUUGUUUACUAUUUGCCUCUUGAUGUUUAAUGAACUUUAAAAACAUAUUUUAACUGACAGAAACAAGAUAUUUUUAUAGGAGUACUUAUCUUAAAUUAUAACCAAAGAAGAAGGUACAAACUGUAAUAUAUUCUCUAAAAUGAGAGAUAAAUGUUAAGUCAAUAUCAGCACUUUCAAACGUGACCAACAUUAAACACAAAAACUGUUUUUAUAUUUUGGAAUAUAAUGAAAAGAGUACUUAAAAUGAUCAGAUUCAAUUACAUCCUGUUUGCCAUGAAAUCAAUGAAACAGGCUGUUUAGGACAGUUCUUAAAUUAAAGUAAAACUAUUAUCUGAAGGGUUA